This is a messenger RNA of Nezara viridula (southern green stink bug), 522 nucleotides long. NCBI's taxonomy places the organism in Eukaryota, Metazoa, Arthropoda, Insecta, Hemiptera, Pentatomidae. The record is from the annotation of a GenBank genome assembly.
AUGGCAUGCACUAUCACGACAUGUCAAGCCAUUUUCCAUGGAAAAUGUCUAAACGCGGACGAGAGUGAGUUCGAAGCACUGAGGGCAUUACGAAAAAAUUGGGUAUGCCCGAAAUGUGAAAAGGCUCGGAAAAAUAUCCAACCGACAGACAAGUGCCUUAGCCCGCCAAGAUCGGCGCCACAACAACAAACUGUCGACAGCACGUCACAGCUGUUACUUGCUGCCAUUAAAAGUCUAACAGAAGAGGUCAAGGGAUUAAAAUUCUCCCUCGAUGCCAAUGCUAACGAGGAUUCCUUGUCUGAAUUAAGUACACAGAUACAGCAACAUCCUUCCAUUCUCCCUAUUGACUUUGAUGUAACUGAAGCGGGUAAAUUAGUUCUCAAUUUACCUCCUCCUUUGUUUGAACCUGACUUUAUUACGUCUCCAAAUACUGAAGUAGAUGACCAGAGAGUACCUGUUGCAAAGCUCUCUCAGAGUUCUUCGGGUGAACCGAAUUCUCCUCCUGUAUGUAUUUUUAUCUGA